CAUGCGCAGAAGGGUGAACAGCCUGAAAACAUUUGAAAAUUGAGUUUUGGGGGAAGUAAAACGUGUUACUAUACUUAAUUUAAGUAUUUACCUACCUAGUAAUUUUGUCCAAAAGGGUCGCAAUGGACAGCAGUGUUGAUGGUGCUGAGCAGGGAGAAACAACCAAGUCCUCGCCUCAAACUGGACCGCAAUCUCUUAUUUUGGACCGUAACCCAUCACCACCUCCGGACAAAGCUGAUGAAGAGGAGGAUGAAGGUCUUGAUGCCAUUGGAGACACAGUUUAUAGCAAGCACUGGCUUUUCAGCACGCUGACACGGCUUAUAAAUAUGGUGGCUGAACAUUCAGAAGAAAAGGCUGAAGGUCAGAUGCAGCUGUCCGAGGAUGAUGAGGAGGAUCUCUGUAAAGUCUGGGAUAUGGCCAUGAAUAAGGAUGUGGCAGGUUUUCUGCAGGAAUUCAAAGUGGCUGAAAUCCUCCUUGGCGUCAUAGCCAAAUCCCAAUGUCCACGUCUCACAGAAAUCUGUGUAGGAAUCCUUGGAAACAUUGCUUGUUUUCCUGACACUUGUAUGUCUCUAAGCCAAAAUGAAGACUUGGGAGCUGUGCUGUUGCUUCUUCUUGGAGAUGCAGAUCCUCCAACUCUUCUGGAAACCAGCAGGUUACUAUUGAUGUGUUUGUCUCAGAAAGACGUCUGUUCCCUGUGGCUUCAGCGAAUACGACAGCAGACAUCCGUGUGCUCCAACCUUUGCUUCAUCAUGUGCAGCUCAACCAACAUUGACCUGCUGGAGAAGGUGGGAGAGCUGGUUGAUAAACUGUUUGACCUUGAUGAAGAGUUAAUGAAGAGCUGGGUCACAUCUCGGCUACAUAAAGAGGAGGAGGAGGGUGAAAGUCAGCUGGAUCUGACUUUGUGCCUCCUUGAAGCAGCUAAACAGCUAAGAUCAGAGAGUCCAAAUGGCGUAGAGGUUUACCUUCACAUCCUCCAGCUCCUCACUACUGUAGAGGAAGGCCUUCAGGCUUUUGCCACUCCUGAUGGCCCUGGAGAGUCUGUGUGGGAAUUUGUUUGUGACGUGGUGUGUGAGGACCUCUGUCAGACGCAGGACCUUUCGGUUGUCUUUCAUGAGCAGAAGAGCCUGUUGGUUCAGACGUUUUCUGUGCUGCAGGCUCUUCACACAUGUCAGGAUCAGUGGUGCAGCAGAAGUGAUGCAGGUCUGUCCCUUAUUUCAACUGUUUUCCAAGUGUGCCAGUACCACAGUGAGCACAAAGAUGAAGACACAAAUAAAGAUGAGCAGCUGCAGGCUCUUGUCGAGGUCACCACUGAGUUUCUAGCUGACCUGUGCAGUCAGAUGUCUAAGGAUACAGUGGCAGAUUUGAUAAAGAAAGGCCACCUGACAGAGAAGACUUGUGUCACAGCUGCUUCCUGUUUACUUCCCAAGUUUAAGACUUCGUUUCAGCACCUACAAGCUGCUUUGUCAGAGGUUGAUCCCCGUUUGGCAGAAGUGAUGAAGACACAGUUUCCUGUCUGAGGCCGAUCACAGUUCAGCUCUUAUUCAGUCUCCUGCUGCUGCUUUUUAUAGCUGUCAGUAUUUCCUCUCUGCAGAUCCUGCUUCUGUCCAAAUGUUUGCGUUUCCACUGGAACGAUAGGCUCAUAAAUAACAGACUUCAUCCUCUCUUUUAAUAUUGUUCAUUAUUAAUAACUUUGUCAAGGUUAAGUUGUGUGUUUACUGCCUUUAUUUGUGGAAGAAAAAAACUGUUUAUGCAACUUGCGAUUAAAAGUGUUUUAUUAAAAAAAUAUACAAAACAUGCUUUCAAUGAAUUACUAACUUUAGGAUGGAAUAGCUAAAGCUGCAAUGAAGAGUGGUGCUAUUUUUUUGAGAGGCGAUUUAGUCAAAAACUGUUGACAACAUGUAUUACUGCACUUCAUAUAGGGCUUCAGCACCAUCAGCCCCUGUACUCUGUUUGGCCAUCUGCUUGUCCGUUUAUCCAUCCCACAAAUACAUUCAAGUAGUAGCAUAAAGUCUUUCACAGUCUUUGACCAUCAUGAAAUAUACUUGCCUUUAUUUGGCUGUUAGUCCAGCCAGGACUUUUUUCCUAGUUAUUAAUUUAAGCGUGGGAUGUCUGACAACUGUACUAUUGGGUGAUGAUGAUGCACUUUAUUUGCAGACCUAUGGUCCAUAAAACAUAAAAAGUCAAUAAACAUAUUGGACAGAACAUCAUUUCCAA
Molecule: messenger RNA, 2214 nt
Organism: Austrofundulus limnaeus
Lineage: Eukaryota; Metazoa; Chordata; Actinopteri; Cyprinodontiformes; Rivulidae
Gene: saal1
Product: serum amyloid A-like 1
Exons: 13
Coding region: 123-1517 (464 amino acids)
Biological process (GO): positive regulation of synoviocyte proliferation
Cellular component (GO): nucleoplasm
Source: RefSeq, a predicted model, not a curated record